CCGCGUGUGAAUGGAAACCGACAGUCGGAGACUGAGGAGAGGCAGAGGUGAGCGGGUGGAGCAGCCGGUCCGUCAUCACUGGGGCAUCAUCAUCAUAGCGGAGAGCAUCUGCAGUAGCAUCUUCACUAUCACAUACAGGUGAUAUUAUUCAGCUCUGACGUUUACAGAUCUGCGGUAAAAGACCCACCCUAGUUGGCUUCAUUGUGAAAUGCCCCAUAAUCUCUCUCCAGAAAGCUCCUUCCAUUCCAAGCAAGAGCUGCUUUGUUUUUCUGAAGCUUCACGAACAGUCAGCGACUAUGAUCUGGGCACCCCUGACAGCAGUGACCAAAUUGAUGCCUUGCUGUCAAAGACACCCACAGACUCUUAUAUUGACCCGUUCUACAAGGAGACAUCUACCAAAAAAACAUUGUAUGAUGAUAACCCCUGUGAGAUUAACUUUAUUCCAUCGGAAAAUGAAAACCUGUGUGGUUGGGGAACCCUCAAACCAUCCUUUUUACAGGUUUUUAACACAUCCAAAGGUGUGCUCUUCUUCCUGUGCAUGGCCUCCUUUCUCCAGGGCAUGAUGGUCAAUGGUUUCAUCAAUACGGUCAUCACCUCCAUAGAGCGGAGGUUUGAACUGCACAGCUACCAUUCCGGACUGAUUGCAAGCUCCUAUGACAUUGCAGCUUGCCUGUGUUUGACAUUUGUCAGCUACUUUGGAGGGAAUGGCCACAAACCUCAGUGGUUGGGCUGGGGAGUAUUAAUUAUGGGGGUUGGUUCCUUGGUGUUUGCUCUCCCACAGUUCACCACUAGUGUGUAUGUUGUGGACCUUUCAGAGGACACUGGAGUAUGUUACUCUAAUCACUCUUCCCAGGUUUCAGAAAGUGCCUCAAGUCUGGCCAAUUACAGAUACGUCUUCAUGUUGGGACAGUUUCUUCACGGGGUUGGUGCCACACCUCUUUACACACUGGGGGUCACUUACCUAGAUGAGAAUGUUAAAUCCAGCUACUCUCCUGUGUAUAUUGGUAUAUUUUAUACAGCAGCCAUAGUUGGACCAGCAGUGGGUUAUCUGAUGGGAGGAUUCUUCCUAAAUAUGUACACUGAGCUCAACAGUCUCACUGAUCUGACACCUGAGAAUCCUCUGUGGGUAGGAGCCUGGUGGAUUGGCUUCCUGGGUGCUGGUGCAGCUGCAAUCCUCAUCUCCUUCCCGAUACUGGGAUAUCCACAGCAGCUGCCAGGUUCUCAGCGCUAUGUGGUCAUGAGAGUGUCCGAGGCGCAUCAGGUUAAAAACGAGGUUCACAAACCGGACCCAGAUUUUGGGAAGACGAUUAAAGAUCUGCCAAAGUCAGUGUUGAUGCUUCUAAAGAACCCAACGUUUAUUUUCCUGUGCUUCGCUGGAGCAACAGAAGCCACUCUCAUCACAGGAGUGUCAACAUUUGGGCCAAAGUUUCUAGAAUCGCAGUUUAGUUUGAGUGCGUCGGAAGCUGCUACAUUUUUUGGGUAUCUGGUGGUCCCUGCUGGGGGAGGAGGAACCUUCCUUGGGGGGUUUAUAGUCAAUAAACUCAAACUUCACUGCUCAGGAGUAAUCCGAUUCUGUGUCUUAUGUACUCUUCUAAGUCUGAUGUCAAUCUUCAUAUUCCUUAUCAGCUGCCCAAACAUGCCUAUAGCAGGAGUGACUGUACCCUACACUGGCAGUGUCCAUGGAGGGAACAGCCUCAACCUCUCUGCUGCAUGUAAUGCCAACUGCAGCUGUGCGCAGGAUCACUACAGUCCUGUCUGUGGAGCGGAUGGAAUCAUGUACUACUCUGCCUGCUAUGCCGGGUGCUCAGGAGCAUACGUGGAGCUCAACAAUGGUAGCAAGGUUUACAAAAACUGCAGCUGCAUUGUGUCAAAUAAUUCCAUGUCGGACGCACAGGCCAUAUUGGGAAAAUGUUCGUCUUCCUGUCAAAAGAUGUCUCUGUUUUUAGUAUUCACCUUCACUGUCAUAUUGUUUACAUUCCUGUGCAGUAUUCCUGCAUUGACUGCAACACUAAGGUGUGUCUCAGAUAGUCAGCGUUCCUUUGCACUCGGGAUCCAGUGGAUAUUAGUGCGGACAUUAGGUGGAAUCCCUGGACCUAUUGCCUUUGGCUCCAUGAUUGACAUUUCGUGCCUGCUCUGGCAAAACCAAAGUGGAGAGAGGGGGUCUUGCUACAUGUACCAAAAUUCAGCUAUGAGUAACUAUAUGCUCAUUGCGGGUCUUGUCUACAAGUUACUAGGGUUGGUCUUCUUCUUACUCGCUCUGCUCCUUUAUAAACCUCCCCCUGUUUCCCCGGCAAGUAGCGUGGACAAAGCAGCCAAUGGGCAUUCAGCGAAGGGCUCUCAAGGAGAAACUUUGGUGAAUUCAUCAGGCAAUCCUUCCUGAGUAUCCCCUACUCUCAUAUCCUCUACACACUCCCUCAGUUGCCUUCAUGCUUCAUAUGGCAUCUCAUUGGUUAUCAUGACAGUGUCUUCAUAGCUGACAUUUUUCUACCAGUCGCAUGAAAGGGCUACUGUGAGCACUGCGACAUCAUCGAAAUGGGACAAUACAUGUGUUAUAUAGACACUGUUCAACAUUCUACCAUUUCUGAGCACUUAGAACACAUUGUCAGUGCAAUAUUAGAUGUAAAAGCACUAAAAACAUUGUUUAUGUUAAUAUUUUAAUAUAUUUUACUAAAAUGUUAUUAAAAUGUGCAGUUGCUUAUGAUUAAAGGGUUUUUCCACUUUUAUGCAACUUGAGCUUAAAGGGGAUUUCUAGGUCUUGACUCAUGGCCCAUCCUCAGGAUAGAGGGGAUUUGACACCUGGAACCCCUGCCGAUCAGCUGUUUCAUGGAACAGGAAGCAGAUGCUCCCUAUAGGCUGUGCUCUGUUACUACAGCUCAGCUCCUACUCACUUCAAUACACUGUAUGGCACUGUCUGCUUCCAGCUCUAUUUACUGUGUAUGCAGAGGCCAUGGCUAUGGAAAAUAGCUAAUCAGCAAGGGUGGCCGUGUAGCUGACCCCCACGAACAAAUGUUGGCCUAUUCUGAGAAUAUGCCAUCAGUGAAAAGUCCCAGAAAACCUCUUUUAUCAGUGUAUAACACAAUGUUUAACAACUUUGUGUUUUAUUUUAUGAUUCAAUUCAUUUUCAAGAUUCCAGACUGUCAGGGCAUGAUGAGAGUUGUUGUUUUGUAACGGCUGGAGUGCCAUACAUGGGGGGACAAAGCAAACAGAGAUAUUGACAAUGGUCAGUAAUAGAAAAUAUAUUAGAAAGUUUUAGACCAUUUAUUAUACAAGUAUUAAGGUUUAGUUACAUAAUAGUGGAAAACUCUUAAUAUAUUGUCAUAAUAUACUUGCUAGGACUCAUUGGCUGCUGCUUAUCCUCCCAUUGGUGUAACAGUUUGGUUGGGAUUGUGUCUACACCCCUCAAGCCUCUGCCUGGGGGGCAUAGUUUGUGAGCCACCUUUUCCCUGAUGGGAAUACCUUCUGCCAAGGUUAUGUUCUUUCAUUGAAUUUGGUGCCAAAGCUUGUAUGGCUACAGGCUCCAACAGAAAAUCUGACCCAGUGUUGUACAUGAGAUAUUACUUUUUGGAAUGGUUAUCUUUACAUAACAUAAUGUUGCGACCAGGUCUCUGAAGUACAGCUCAUAAUCCAGCCAUGUUGCUUGGAUCUCUGGUUAUCGUCAACUGCAGCAUUUCACAGUAUGUAUUAAAGUCAAUAGACCAUGAAUGCCAGGUACUCCAGAGGAAGAGUCAGUCUGGUUAAUACUGAAGGUCUCAAAUGGGGGACCCUGCAUUGUUACGUACUUGUAGAGUGAGGACACCUUUUUGCUGUAAUCAGGUCUCUGGAGGACAGCUGAUAUGGGCCCAUGCUGCUGGGAUCUCCCAUUAUCAGCAACUGACUUUUUAGCAGCAUUAUAUUCCAUUGAAGUCAAUGGACUAUAUCCAGUUCCCGCUAAAUUGAUGACCAUUACCGCCCACUCCCCCAAGGUGUGUGUUCCACUUCCACAAUGUGCUCCCGCAAACAUUUGUCACAGCUUUUAGAAAUAGCCCCACUCUGUCAUUUCAUCACCCUCUUGUGCCAUUUUAUCAACACCCUGUGCCAUUUCAGAGGUUUGCAGUAUUUUGUGGGACCAGCUCUAUGUUCAGUGAUGACCCGCUUCUGCCAGGUCAAGGCUAAAAACUGCCUACUCUGCCAAGUUAUAUAUCGGGUCCCACAGGAUCCCAAUCCUAUUGCAGUCCUCUAGCUAGGUCUUCUGGGGGUGGAUAUGUCUUUCUGGUUAACACAGAGGCCUCUAAUGGUACUUUUGAUUGAGGAUAUCUUUUUUUAUAUGAGCAAAUCCCUGUAGUACAGCUGAUAAUGUGGACCCAGGCUGAUGGGAUCUCCAAUAAUCAGCAACUGAUCAUUUCCCAGCAUUACACAGUUACACAGUGCCCAAUUAAAUCAAUUAACCAUCUGUUCUAAUGCACGGGCAUGGCAGGCCCUCUAAAGGGGGAGUCAGCCUGGUUAAUAAGGGUCUUGCAUUGCUACCUAGUAGUAAAGUAAGGCUACCCCCUUUUAUGUGAGCAGAUCCCUGUUGUACAGCUCCGGUAACCAGCAACCUGCUGAGAUCUCUGGUAACCAGCAAUUAGGUAACAGUGCUGAUCCCUGUAGUACAGUGGAUAGCAUGGGCCCAUGCUGCUGAGAUCUCCGGUAACCAGCAACUGAUCAUUACACAGGAUCCAAAAAAUCAGCGUGCCAGGUCUUUCAGAGGGGGAACAGUUUUGGAUAAUACAGAGGGUCUUAAAUAGGUGACCCCACUUUAUUAUUAUUUGGAAAUUGAAGGCCACCCUCCUGACACAUUAAAUACUUUUAUUACACUUAAAGAACAUCUGUAGUGCUUAGAACUUAUCCCCUAUCCUUCGGAUAGGGGAUAAGUUAUAGAUCGCGGGGCUCGGACCCCCCCGCCAUCUCCUGUAUGGGGCUGCUGCAAUGUACAGGAAAGGGGGCGUUCCGCCCCUGCAUGACGCGGCAGCCGGCACGCCCCCUUCAUGAAUCCCAUGCUGGUCCUUCCAGCAGACUGUCAAUUCCCUGUACAGGAGAUCGUGGGGGCCCCAGCGCCUGGACCCCCGCAAUCUAUAACGUAUCCCCUAUCCUUUGGAUAGGGGAUAAGUUAUAAACACUACAGAUCUCCUUUAAAAUAAUAAUACUGCAGCCUCUUUUCACCAUUUUUCCUCCUGUAUAUGUAUAGCUAAAUUGGCAGAACCCAUACAGAAUCCCUAAGGGAGAGAUUUAUCAAAACAUGUCCAGAGGAAACGAUGUUGAGUUUCCCAUAGCAACCAAUCAGAUCCAUUCUUUCAUUUUUAAAAAGGCCUCUUAAAAAAUGAAAGAAGCAAUCUGAUUGGUUGCUAUGGGCUACUCAGCAACUUUUCCUCUGGACAGGUUUUGAUAAAUCUCCAAAAAAUAAAAUAAUUGGUGAUGCAGACCUCAAGAUAUAUAUAUGAUAAGAAGUAUCAGACUAGCUGAAUAUGUUUGCAUUGAUUAUAGAAAGUGUAUUUAUUAUUAAAAGUGUAUACAGUCCAAGCAGGGUCCUUGCUAUUGACUAGUAUGAUGGUACAGUAUAUCAAAUUAAAUUAUAUUUGUUAAAGUAAAAAUGAAAAUUUGAAAUUAUGAAUGAAAUAGUAAAAUUGGAAAGUUCAUGCCACAGCCACCUAAUAGCGCUAGUAAUGUUUUUGAAUGGUUAAACAUGGGCUACUCAGCAACUUUUCCUCUGGACAGGUUUUGAUAAAUCUCCCCCUAAAAGUCCAACUAGUGCGUAUUGGAUCUGAAGCUAUUGGAACAUUUCCCAUAAUCCAAUUUUUUGGAAUUGCCAACUAAGCAAUUUCCCUAAAGUUUCUGUAAGGAGCCUCCAGCAAAGGGUUAACUUUAGAUUAAUGUUGAGAGGUUAACUCAUUGUAAUUCAACUGAGUUACACUAAAUCCACCCAGUCCCACAUAUUACCUAUGUGACCUGUCACCCCGCAUCUUCUCUCUAAUGAUAUAUCUCUACAUUUAUAUGAUGAAAUAUUUUUUACCAAUGUAUGAACAAAUCUAAAUCACAAACCGCUACAGAACCACAAGCACAUAGAUCUAUGUAUUAUCAAGCACUAUCUGGGAUCUAUUCCAUCUUAGUGCUUAGAACUACUCCUAUGUAUAAGACUAGGAAAUGUAUCUAUGCAGAAUUUUAUAUCCCCAGUAUUUUUAGAUUGUGUUAUACUGUGUGUGUAUAUAGUAUCUACUGUAUAUUGUCUAUUGCAGAUGGUUAACCUACAAUGCAUUUGGAAAGUUUUUCACAUGUUGUUAUAUUGCAGCCUUGUGCUAAAAUAAAAAAGAUGGAUAUAGUAUGUAGUACAGUUAAUGGGACUACACUCCCCAGAUAAUAACCCCACAGACUGGAAACUUGAGAAAGUUAAUAAAGUAUAGGAGUGUCCCUAAAACAUAACAUUUAUUAUUUUCCUUUAAAAUCCACCAGUAGAAAAUAGUGAAACCCAGGAAAAGAUGUGUAGGGAAUAAUUAGUGUUGAGUCCAAUUCUAUCCCUUAUGGAUACACGGGAAAAAAUAUGGACUCAACCUAUAGUAGUAUUAGGGAUAAGUUAGACUCCUCCCUCAUGAUACGUCUACAUCACACUUAGUCUUAGAUACAACCAAAGGUAUUAACUUGUGGUAUAUCACUUGUUCCUUGUUCCCAUAAAAUAAAAAAGAUGUCAAGUUUUCCCCCUUCAUUCUGCAAUACCCCAUAAUGCCAGAGUAAAUAAGAAUUUCAGUGGUGUUUGCAAAUUUAUUAAAAAGGAAAAACUAAAAUUUCACAUGGAUAUAAGUAUUCAGACCCUUUGCUAUGACAUUUGAAAUUUAGCUCUUGGGGUCUCCUACUGUUAGGAUUCGGCAGGCUGGAUGUGGAUCCUCUGUGUCAGCGAGGGAUUGGCGUGGACCGUGUCGGUGGACCGGUUCUAGGGUUGCUACUGGUAUUCACCAGAGCCCGCCGCAAAGCGGGAUGGUCUUGCUGCGGCGGUAGCAACCAGGUCGUAUCCACCGGCAACGGCUCAACCUCGCUGACUGCUGAGAAGGCGUGGGACAGAAGGACUAGGCAGAGGCAAGGUCAGACGUAGCAGAAGGUCAGGGCAGGCGGCAAGGUUCGUAGUCAAUAGCAAUAGCAAGAGGUCAGGUACACUGGUAAGGCAAACACUGUAACGCUUUCUCUGGCACAAAGGCAACAAGAUCCGGCAAGGAAGUGAAGGGGAAGUGAGGCUAAAUAGACAGGGAGCAGGUGGAGGCUAAUUAAACAGAUUGGGCCAGGCACCAAUCAUUGGCGCACUGGCCCUUUAAAUCUUAGAGAGCUGGCGCGCGCACCCUAAGGAGCGGAGCCGCGAGCGCCAGGAAGAGACAGCCGGGGACCGGGACAGGUGAGAGACUUGGGAUGCGAUUUGCGAGCGGGCGCGUCCCGCUAUGCGAAUCGCAUCCCCGCCAUCAGUGUCAAUGCAGCGCUCCCGGUCAGCGGGUCUGACCGGGGCGCUGCAGAGAGAGGAACGCCGCGAGCGCUCCGGGGUGGAGCAGGGACCCAGAGCGCUCGGCGUAACACCUACUUCUUUAUUUACACCUUUAUUUGAGUCACCUUUAUAGUGAUACACAGCCCAGUCUACAUAAGGUCUCACAGCAAAAUGCAUAUCAGAGAAAAAACCAAGCCAUGAGAGGGAAACAACUGACUGUAGAGCUUAUAGCCAGGAUUGUGUGAAGGCACAGAUCUGGAAAAGAGAACUGUCAUUGCAGCAUUUUUAUUUUUUAUUUUUUUUGCACCCAAGGGCACAGUGGCCUCUAAAAUUCUUGAGAUGUUUGGAACAACAAGGACUCCAAACCACCCCACCAAACUAAGAAAUCAGAAUAAGAGGAAUUACCAAGAUGCCAGUGGUCACUCUGGCUGAUUGCAGCAUUUCACCAAUCUGGGC
Messenger RNA from Hyla sarda, 7930 nucleotides. RefSeq names its product solute carrier organic anion transporter family member 4A1 (gene SLCO4A1). Lineage: Eukaryota; Metazoa; Chordata; Amphibia; Anura; Hylidae. The transcript is spliced from 12 exons. The record is from RefSeq and is a predicted model, not a curated record. The coding region runs from base 209 to 2380 and encodes 723 amino acids. Gene Ontology annotation, cellular component: membrane. Gene Ontology annotation, molecular function: protein binding. Gene Ontology annotation, biological process: sodium-independent organic anion transport; transmembrane transport.